Cotesia glomerata is the source of this 3128-nucleotide messenger RNA. RefSeq names its product tyrosine-protein kinase Drl. Gene Ontology annotation, molecular function: ATP binding; protein tyrosine kinase activity. Gene Ontology annotation, biological process: axonogenesis; protein phosphorylation; cell surface receptor protein tyrosine kinase signaling pathway. Gene Ontology annotation, cellular component: signaling receptor complex. The record is from RefSeq and is a predicted model, not a curated record. NCBI's taxonomy places the organism in Eukaryota, Metazoa, Arthropoda, Insecta, Hymenoptera, Braconidae. The coding region runs from base 935 to 2518 and encodes 527 amino acids. The transcript has 11 exons.
AAUUUUCAUAGAGAAACAAGUUGCCGGGCAGUGAAUAUAAGUGUGUGUAAUUGUAAAUUGAAUCGUAUGUAAACAUGGACACGCGACUGCACUCGAUAUUGCAGACUGUCAUUAUUAUGAGCUGCCAUUACAUGGCGAAGCUGGGAUCGGAAUAAAAAGAACAGAUAAAAAUGACAAUAAUGACAAGAAAGAAGACAGAGGUUUAUAAAUAAGGGAGAAAAAAGGCUUUGACACUCUCAUUGUACAAAUAAUUGCAAUACUAAUCCUAGCCCACUACAUAAGGACGAGCUGGCGGAGCUACUUCCAGAGCCAAAGUACAUACGCACCCCCUGACGUAACGUAUAGUAGUGAAUAGUAGUAUAAAGUUCGCGGAAUGACAGUCGCGAUAAUCGAAUCAGACAAUAGGGCGUUUAGAAGUGGCCGAGCCGAAAACGGCAGGGGCGCGACCCCGUAACGGAUAGAAAUAAAAUAGAUUCUAGAGUUUAGUUGUAUCCCAGUGCCAGUGGUUGAUGUCAUCAGGAGGAUUCUGAUGAGUUAAAAGUAAACGUACAACGUAUGCAGACCCCAAAGGGCCACACGUGACUUUUUAUCCCUCAAUAUCUGUAUCUUCUAUGUCUAUAUCACGAAGCAGUUGUUAAGUCUGCUUACGACCAAAAUCUUUUUAUUUUUUUAAACGUCGAUCAGACUUAAUUCCUCUAAACUCUAAACAAAUAAGCGCUGCGGGACUCCAAAUUUAUAUCUGUAAUAUUGAAUCCAGCGGUUUGUAAACGUGGAAUCAGUUGCUGCUCAUAAAACAGCAAUAGAACAGCGAGUAGAAGAACUAGAACAGAAUUUCGCCGGUCCAGUUUCAAUUUCGCCGGUCCAGUUCUCUCUACAGUGUGGUUUGGAAGCCGAAUUGUAUUACGUGCGAGAGGGCGUAGUGAAUGCAUACGCGAUGUCAUUUGUUGUUCCCGUUCCGGCGAACAUUGCAGACUUGGAAUUUUCUUGGCAGAGCUUGGCUGGCAUUCCUCUCCCGUACUCUAUGGAAUUAGAUUACGAUGUUGUGGGAGUGCAAGGUGGUAAUCCCGAGGCGGUGGCACUGCUACGACCGCAAGUAAAUGUCUCAGCCAAAGGCCAAGUUCCAACAACACUUCAAGUCUUUAGAAUACGUAUUCCAUGCUCGGGUUUACUUAGCGCUGAAAUACCGAUGGCGUUACGGCUCAAUAUUUCGGCGCCUCCUGGUACUAAGUAUAACGAUACUACUUUGGUGUUUAGAAGGAACAAAAUUUGUCUUAAAGGAGUUGAAGCGCCACCGAGUAACGACUCAAUUCGUUUAGAAGCCGGUCCCUUCAUAAAUGGUACAGGUGCAUUAUAUCUCGCAGCAACCUGCGCGUGUGCUUUUAUCCUUGUUGUCGGAAGUGUUGGCAGCGCUUUGUAUAUACGCAACAGCAAGGCUCGAGUGCAAGAAUCACAGAAAACACUGCCAUGCUGCAGCUACUCAGCAGCGGGCACGGGCGGACUGACCGGAAGUUCUGUGCUGGUAAGGGUGGACCCAAGGCCAGGAAGCGCCAAUUCCGGAAGUUACGCGACUAUUGCAGACCUUGAGCCUUUGUACGCGCGGCCCUGCGGUUCCAGAGCGAGUUAUUACGCAGCAAGUCACGUUACCAACAUAAGCCAGACAACCGACCCGUGUGAUAAAGCGAGAGCGAUGGCGAUCCCGAGAUCAGCACUCUAUUGCCGAAGUGUCAUUCAAGAAGGGACAUUCGGAAGAGUUUAUAAGGGUUCGCUGAACAUCGCCGGUCGAGAACAAGAAGUUAUCAUCAAAACGGUAACAGAAGUGGCAUCAGCUUACCAAGCCUCACUGCUGGUGGUGGAAGGCUCCCAAUUAGCGGGCCUAGUGCACGGGAACAUAGCGUCACUGGUGGCUGCAUGCCUGGACAAUCCAUGUCCGCUGUUGGCUUACGCGAGUUCACCCAGCGAGCUAAAUCUCAAGACCUACCUUACCGACGGGUUUCAUCAUCCAGUUACCCGCGAUUUGGUAAAUGUCGGUGUGCAGGUGUCUCGUGCUGGCGCUUUUCUACACGGCCGCGGUCUCUUGCACAGGGACAUUGCAACAAGAAACUGCUUAAUAGAGCCGAAUAACUUCCGAGUUCGUUUAGCAGACGCAGCAUUGGCCCGAGACCUGUUCCCCCAGGACUAUCAUUGUCUUGGUGACAAUGAAAACCGACCAAUUAGAUGGAUGGCUUUGGAAAGUCUCGAGCAUAAUCAAUACAGUACGGCUACCGAUGUUUGGUCUUUUGGCGUGUUCCUGUGGGAAUUGGCAACAAUGGGCGGGCAGCCCUACGUAGAGGUGGAUCCCUUCGAAAUGAUGGCCUGUCUGAGAGACGGCUACCGACUUGUUCAACCCCGCCCUUGUCCAGAUGAGCUUUUUGCCGUGAUGGCAGUCUGUUGGCUGGGAAUGGCUCGGGACAGGCCAACUAUGCCCCAGCUUCUUGCCUAUCUUCAGGAGUUCUACGACGCGCUCGGUGGAUUUAUCUGAGGUGUUUGCUGAAUAAUAGAUGCUAGUAAAUCAGAGAUAUAGAUAUGAGUUGGGACUGGAGAUAUCUAGUCAGCUCAAGAUUGAUAUGGACAAUUAAAAAUUUUUAAUUACAUUUUAUGUACUGAUAUUUUGAAGCCAGGAAUGUUAACUUUCAGGGUCGAAUAUUUUUUUUUAGUUUUUUAGGGGGUAAGAUAAAUUAUUAUAAAUUUUAAUGAUGUAUUAUAUUUAUAUAUACGUAUAGUAUGGUGACAAAUAAUCACGUGGAUUGUUCCGUGCCCAAAAUUAAACAUAGAACCUGUAACACUUUUUUUUUUUUAUUUUUAUAGUGUCAAUUUUUUAUAAAAUUUUUAAAUUAAAAAUAGUUUUGUCAGAGAAACUUUGAUAAGCGUUUUUCGGUUCCGUGAUUAAGGAUAAUCUUUCAAGUUUUUCUGUACAAUUAUUCUUCUUAUUGUAUAAUGAUACGUAUUUAUUUUUAUACGCCAUUAAAGCUCCAGAGACAUUAAUUAAGAGGGCAAUAAGUCGUAAGAUAACUAUCGCUGUCUAUUUUAUUUUUUUUUUUACUUUUAUCAGAGCAAUGAGUGGAGUAGAAGUCGGAAAAGCGGGCGCAGGA